AUGCAGGCCAACGCCUCUCUUCCCGCGAACGCAUCUGCAGGGGUGCAGGGCRCAUCCGAGGGCUACGUCGUCCUGAAUGUCAUCUCUUAUCUGAUACUCGGGGUCACCUUUGUCCUCGGCGUGCUCGGCAACGGGCUGGUCAUCUGGGUGGCCGGCUUCCGGAUGACCCGCACGGUCACCACCAUCAGCUACCUGAACCUGGCCCUGGCCGACUUCUGUUUCACUUCCACUCUGCCCUUCUUCAUCGUCUCCAAGGCCAUGGGGGGACACUGGCCCUUUGGCUGGUUCCUCUGCAAGCUAAUUUUUACUAUCGUGGACAUAAACCUGUUCGGGAGCGUYUUCCUGAUYGCCCUCAUCGCUCUGGACCGCUGCAUCUGUGUCCUGCACCCGGUCUGGGCCCAGAACCACCGCACCGUGAGUCUGGCCAAGAGGGUGAUCCUGGGGCCCUGGCUCUGUGCCCUGCUCCUCACCUUGCCAGUCAUCAUCCGCCUGACGACAGUGACGAAUGUGCGUGGGACUGGGAAAACAGCCUGCACUUUCGACUUCUCUCCCUGGACCCAAGACCCUGCAGAGAAGAUGAGAGUGGCCAUCACCAUGCUGACGGUCCGCGGGAUCAUCCGGUUCAUCAUCGGCUUCAGCAUGCCCAUGUCCAUCGUUGGCAUCUGCUACGGCCUCAUCGCCAAGAAGAUGCACAGACAAGGCCUGAUCAGAUCCAGCCGCCCUUUACGGGUCCUCUCUUUUGUMGUAGCUGCUUUUCUUCUCUGCUGGUGCCCGUAUCAGGUUGUGGCCCUCAUAGCCACCAUCAGAAUCCGCGACCUCUUGACGGGUCUGGCCAGUGAUCUGAGAUUAGCCAUCGACGUGACCAGCUCUCUGGCCUUCCUCAACAGCUGCCUCAACCCCAUGCUCUACGUCUUCAUGGGCCAGGACUUCCGGGACAGGCUGAUCCACUCCCUGCCGGCCAGUCUGGAGAGGGCCCUGACCGAGGACUCGGCCCAGCCCAGUGACACAGCCACCAACUCUUCCUCGCUCCCUGCAGAGGUUGAGUUACAGCCAAAGUGA
This is a messenger RNA of Urocitellus parryii (Arctic ground squirrel), 1059 nucleotides long. Its product is annotated as fMet-Leu-Phe receptor. Gene Ontology annotation, molecular function: N-formyl peptide receptor activity; complement receptor activity. The record is from RefSeq and is a predicted model, not a curated record. Gene Ontology annotation, biological process: complement receptor mediated signaling pathway; inflammatory response; positive regulation of cytosolic calcium ion concentration. Gene Ontology annotation, cellular component: plasma membrane. Lineage: Eukaryota; Metazoa; Chordata; Mammalia; Rodentia; Sciuridae.